This is a messenger RNA of Schizosaccharomyces osmophilus, 1437 nucleotides long. RefSeq names its product cell cortex node protein Slf1 (gene slf1). The transcript has a single exon. The record is from RefSeq and is a predicted model, not a curated record. NCBI's taxonomy places the organism in Eukaryota, Fungi, Ascomycota, Schizosaccharomycetes, Schizosaccharomycetales, Schizosaccharomycetaceae. Bases 1 to 1437 code for a protein of 478 amino acids.
AUGAAUGGAACGGCUCAUGAGCUUAAUAUCACUCCCCAUGUAAUGGAGAGUUCGUCGAAUAGGAUACCUCAGAAACUCCGCCAUGCUCAAUCACUCUUUCGUCGUCGACCUACGAAAGUAGAAGUGGAUAGUAACCAUCGUCGUCGAUGGAGCCACUAUGACAACUUACCAAAUGGUGUCCAUCCACCUUAUGGUACAGACAACGUGGAUCCGAGUGCAUCAUUGAAGUCGGGGUAUUCAACAGAACAGACACUCGCUUCCUUAAACAGAGGACGCUCAACAAGAAACAACUUGACGUUUGCUUCAAAUGAAUUGAAGGCAACGCUUCCGUCCCUGGAUGAGCAUCGCUUAAGUCAAAGGAGUUCACAGGAUGUGGGUGUUCCAGUCGGCACGAAUUUGGAAUCUUCAAACCGGGCAAGUGGAAACUCGAAUUUCCCUUUAAUACCCCAAAAAUCAGUUCGAAGAUACUAUUCGAAUGGAACAGCUCGACGAUUAGAUUUGGGUCGCUCGGGUUCCCCUUCCAGUAGAUUCAGUAAAACAAGCGAAGUCACUGCGGCAGAUCCUGCUCGUUUUGCCGAUGAAAAUGAUGAUGCUGCUACACCAAUUACUUUCAGUAAUCGGUUUGCCGAUUCUGAUUUCGAGCCCGGAAGCACAUCAAGGUUUUCUGAGCGUUCAGAAACAGCAAGGAAAAGAAAUUCCUUAAGUUUUCAAGCGCGAAUGAAACCGAUGAGUCCAAGAGAAGUAUCUAACAACGGCCAACCCAAGCGUGCUUCCCAAAUAACGGAACCGGGGUCUUCGUUUUCGACUGCCGUUGAAAACGAAGCCAAUUAUAGUCCGUUAGGUCCUACUUUUUCUGGAAACAGUGUUGGAUACGCACCUAAGGAGCACGCUUAUGAGACUCAAUCUCCUUCUGGUGUACUUACUCCAUCCCGACAUUCAAAUAUUCCUGCAUGGCAUCAGGAUACAGGACAUAUGUAUGCGCCUAUGCAGAAUCGCCAACGUCCUCUUUUCACGGAUUUGGACUAUCCUGGUGACGACAUGCAGGCUUCAGAUUCUUUUAUGGACAUACAUGAAUCUCGUGUGGAUGAUUCGGAUAGCGAGCGCAGUUACCGUCGAGUACGAGAUCAAUAUCUACAAAAGCCUCGUGCCAAAUCCAGUCGCUACAGUGCUAUGUCAAAUACCGCUAGUCAAGUUACGCCAAGGGCUUCCCAGGCAAAUUUGAAUGUGCAUAGUAACCAAAGACCUGCGAGUCAUUAUUAUGAAAAGUUGCACAUAAACAAUCCCAAAAAUAGCAGCUUUCAAGCUCUACCAUAUGAGACCACAGCUCCUGCUAAGCGACCCAUGCCUGUGACGCAGCCAGAACAGGCAGCACCUAGUAAAAAACAGAAAGGUUUUUUGAAGAAAUUUGUUCACAAAAUCUCUCGUAUAUUUAAAUGA